Molecule: messenger RNA, 4973 nt
Organism: Anneissia japonica
Lineage: Eukaryota; Metazoa; Echinodermata; Crinoidea; Comatulida; Comatulidae
Product: adenosine receptor A1-like
Exons: 3
Coding region: 1145-2269 (374 amino acids)
Biological process (GO): G protein-coupled adenosine receptor signaling pathway
Cellular component (GO): membrane
Molecular function (GO): G protein-coupled adenosine receptor activity
Source: RefSeq, a predicted model, not a curated record
ACGGCUGAGGUUUACCUGUGCUGUAAAUGAUUCAGAUAAAGAAUGAAUCAUUGUGUGUUAUUAUUAUACUGACUAGUGGAUAAGAAGGUGGGAAAUAGCAAGCUGUUGCCUCACGCGUGAUCGCAAACACCAACGAGUCUAUAAAAUUAUUGUUAUGGAGGAAUUGUGAACGGAAUUAGGCCUAUGUGUUGACGAAUUAAUGCGUCGCACGUGUUGAUGAGCGCACGUGACGUAUGACUUAGCGUCGAUAUUUUUUAACCAAACAUUAAAAUGUUUGCGCAUGCUGUAGAAUGCGAAAAUUCGGGCAAUUAUAAUCCUUCCAUGCUUGAUUCGAUUCUUCCGUGUAGGUCUGUUUGGAAUUUGUUACACAUUACGUAUCCUUCAGUGGAGACGUGUAGCAGUGUGUUUGUUGUUCAGUUUCCCAAACGGUUACGAAUACAUUUGCUUUUGGAAGGUGUUGAUAAUCAACGCCCAAGGAUUACCACGAAUCGUAUACACUCAGCAGACUUGCUUUAUAUCCUAUACUACUUGAUAAUAGGAUUUAUUUGUUCAUUGUUUAAUCUGCUUUACACAAUUACUGUACUGGUGGAUCAUUGCAUUCUGUGUUUCCUUUUUGAGUAGACUUAGCCCGUCGUCAGCACAUUUCGAUGCUGCCUGUAGUCGGUUCGUGGACGUAGGCCUGUACGGAAUAUUUUAUUAUUUAAAUAUCUUUAAAAGUUCGUCUUCAGAUAUUUUUCAGAGUACAGCUGAUCCUCGGGGAUAAUGUCGGAUACUCUUAACGAAUCAGUUUAUCGGCAACUACUUGUGGAUUAAAGCAAGGAUACCAACGGUAAACACAGGAAGUGACGUGGAAAACGGGAAGUACAGUAGGCGUACGCACGUUGAUGUAAAUGAAAGUUAUGUAACAGGAUUGGCUAGGAAAAUCACAACGCGUAUGAAUCACUUGGGAUCCUUUAAGCCGAAUUCUGCACGGAAGGGUUCAUAUAAAUCUGAGAAUAGACAUUUGUACUACAAACAAACAAGAUUUAAUUGCCGGAUUUUUUCGUAUUUUUGGAUGAUGAGGUCCUAAUACCCACUUAAUACCGGGUUCAACGACUACAGAACUUAUAUAAUUGUAGAAUUCUCAGACAUACGGGAUCUUCAGAUGUCGCCAAAAGCUCCAGGUAUCGGAACAUGGUCGUACAGCGUCAACAUGGCGUUUGAGAUACCUAUAGCAGUUGUUGCUAUAUUGGGAAACCUACUCGUAAUGUUUGCUGUAUACAAAAAUCGACACUUACGAUCAGUUACUAACUCGUUUAUCGUGUCACUGGCUCUAGCGGACUUCCUUGUGGGAUUAGUCGCAAUACCUUUCGCUUUGAUUACCAAUGCCAAGGUAUCAAUGGACAAACACCUUUGUUUGUUUUUAAACUCGUUUAUUGUUGUCUUAACACAAAUUUCAAUUUUGAGCUUACUUGCAAUCGCCGUGGAUCGCUACUUUGCUGUGGUUUCACCUCUGAAAUAUCGACGCGUUGCCAACACGAAAAGAGCGCUCUGCGUUAUCAUUGUUACGUGGGUUGUUGCAUUUAUCGUUGGCCUGGUUCCCGUUAUGGGUUGGCAUCUGGAACCAAAAGACUCAUCGUGCAACUUUGUCAGCAUUAUAGAUAUGAACUACAUGGUGUAUUUCAAUUUCUUUGGCUUUGUUCUGCCGCCAUUGGUAAUUAUGUUAUGUAUUUAUAUCAAGAUAUUCAGCAUAGUUCGUCAGCAAAUAAAGCAAAUAUCUAAAACAGUGGUAGCAGCAAACGAUGACGAAAUGGCUCACCACCUCUCAAUGUUAACUGUGAAAGAAGGAAAAGCGGCCCGAGCUUUGGCGAUCGUCAUAAUUCUUUUCGCCGUUUGUUGGCUGCCGCUUCACAUUUUAAACUCAAUAAGCUUGUUCUGUAAAGAUAUCAAUAUCCCAUACGUUUUAUUGUUAACAGCUAUAAUUUUAUCGCAUGCCAAUUCGGCUAUGAACCCAUUUGUCUACGCGUAUAGCAAUAAUGAAUUCCGAAGAACUUUUAAAAAGGUGAUUGGAUCAUGCGCUGUAUGUAAGUAUUUUAAAUCAAAAGGAUGGGCCUUAGGUUUAACAACAAGUAUGGAUUUUACGGAAGCUAGUGUAAUGGUGCAUCCGAUUAGAAACAGCACUGUCAACCAAACUGCACUUCUUGCCAUGACGCCGAUGUUAGUAAAGAAACCACAUUCGUCACCAAAUGGACGGGCAGUAGAAAAUCAAAAUAAUGUUUCAAUGGUGUGAUAUUACAUAAUAAUAAUUUCGGCAGUAGGCAGACGUCCCAUCACGCAUAUAAUAUUGUGUUGACGCAAUGAAUUGUGACAACGUGAUCUUCCGUGUAAACGACGCAAUUUUCGCUCUGACGACGCGGUAUGACGUAUUGGCAAUGAACCGUUGCUUGAUAAGAUAAUUUAUUUAAACAAUAGUCUAAUGAUUUCCACAAUCGAGUACGGUAUAGGCCUAUGCGUGACUCUCUACUUAAGCAUAAUCUAGUACCCAGACCUACAUGUUUGGUCGAGGUUUGAUUGACAUGUCUUCAUAUUUCUAUUUAUAACAUUACAACUAUACCUGACCAUAAAACAUUUUGACAAUGCCUGUUGAAAUAUGCAAUCAAUCUGUCAUGCGUCAUUUUUGACGAGACAGCAAAAGGUAUGCGAAGUUAAUUAACAGAAAUAUAAUUUUAACUGGCGCUAGCGCCUGACAACUAAUGCAUGGCUGACACGACCAUAGCAAUUCAUAAGGCGCACGUACGCCAACUAGAGUUUUGGGGGUUUUUUUGCCAUUUAAAGUAUCCGUCAUAUAGCACAUGCAGAAUUCUUGCCAUUUCUUGUUCACUACUUGACACAUUUACACCCACGUGUACGUAGGCCUACUUGUAGCCCCCGUUGUAGCCCAUUUUGCGCGAUAUCGGGUUUGUGGUGUGAAUACGUGAAUACAUUUCUGUGCCAUAGCCACUGAUAUUUGGUGGAGCUCUACGUUUACCUUACGUGAUUGGUUUUCAUUUACGAUAUUAAAUUCUAUUUUUAUUGCAUCACUUGGUUCAUCACUAAAUAGAUUGUGAUUUUUUCCAUCACCCCGCAACAUCCUUUUCCUCUAUUCUAACUGUUCGACGUAGACUGCAUUUGGGAUUGCGCAUAACGAAUUAUUACGUAAUAAAAAGUUCACGACGAGAGUGCAGUGUAUGUCUUACAUGCAUGUAUGUGGGUAAGGAAUCCACGUACGUCAGAGACAAUCAAACAUCGAUUAAUAUUUAUUAAGACAAAAAUGAAUCUCUGGAUGCUUCAUACAACAGUAAACGCUUUUAAUUUAUUAUGGCGUGCGUCAACUAAUGAGAAGAACCAUUAAUAUUAUUGUUAUAAUUGCUGUCUUAAAUGAAACAUUACCAAGAAAUUAAUAAAUCUUGUGUUUGUAAAGAAUAACGAUAGAACAAUUUAAUGAUCAUGGUAUUAGUCGGUGAGUUCGAUAAUAUUUAGAAUGUAAAUUAAGUACUUAUGUAGAUGAAACAGAGGCAGAGGGUUAAAAGGGAAAGUUUGUAACAGUGCCAGAGAAAUACUGUAAUUCAAGUAUAUUAAGGGCCUACAAACAUAACAAUGAAAAAAAUGUGGAAAUACCUCAAUGUUUUAAAUGCCGUUCACUAAAUUGAAAUCAAAAAGAAAUUGGAUUUGGUUUGGCGGCACGUCGCUCGAUGAAUUAUCUGUCGUGGGCGAAAAUGUCACAAUCGUGCUGUCAAUGCAGGCCAGAAAAAUGAUAGUUCACUUACGAAAUCCACCUGUACAAUUGUCAUUUGAAAAUGCAUUAGAAUUCCUCUAAAUAGUUUGAUCCAUUAACAGUGGCGUCACGAAGUUUGUGGGGCCCUGGCGCUGACUGUUUGGGGCCCUCAUACAUGCCAAGUUCGACAAAUUUGCAGGCGUGAGACUUUUGUUUAAAAAAACCCUCGCAUGGGGUGGGGUAGGGGGUGAGCGGGGCAUCUCCUGAAAUGUUUUUUUUUCCCUAGAUACCAGGAAAUGCAUUGUUUGCUACUUUAGUGUUGUAUUUUUACAAUUGAAAAUCUGAAUAUUUCUGCCGUCUAAGAUCGAAACUAUGGGACCCUACUCAUUGACAUGAGCCGCGCGCGUGGCAGUUGGCAGUGUGUUCUUGAUCCUAUGAUGCAGCUAAUUUUAUCUGAUCUGAUCGAAAAACGAGUAAGAGAAAUAUUUACUGACAAUUAUUAGAAUUUAUCAACUAAAGAACACAUGAGAUACCAUAAAAUAAAAUUAUAUGAUAAUGGUGUAAUUAUGAAGAGACAUCAGAAAAAAAAUAUUUGAUUUUUUAAAGUUCGAGCCAAGCUCUUUGUUAAAAAAGAUCCACGCUGUCAAUUUCGGGCCCAUCGUACAUGGGGCCCUGGCAAUCNNNNAUCCCCCCCCCCCCCCCCCGUCAGCGCCCGAGCGUGACGCAUAUCCAUUAAAGAAUAUCAAAAAGCUGAAAGGAUGGUGCUAAUUACAUUUUAUUCAAUUACCAACUACCGUGUGUCGGCGCCUUACUUGCAUAUAUUUCUCAUUUACAGUUGUUUCUCCAUUAAAUUUUAAGUUCAUUAUCGCCUCUGUUCGUUUUGUUACAGUUCUGCCGUUUAGUCAGUAUCAAAUAUACAUAAGCCUAAGGGCUUUCAGAAUGAUUUCUGUGUCGGUUAUGGUCUCUUCGUGUGGAAGGUCUCUGUCAUCAUGUAUUCGAUUGUACAUGCUUUUAACUAUGUGAGCCAUCGAGAACUGUUUAUUGUCAUACCAUUGUUGUAUAGUUAAUAAAAACAUAAGUGAUGAUAAACAUAAUAACCUAAUUGAAACUGUAACUUAAUUGAAACUGUAAAUACAUAUAAUAAUGUCUUUCCAAUGUUGUAAUGUUUGUUACCGUGCCAAUGGCAUCGGGUUCUAUAACCAGUGCAAUUUUAAUGGCUGAAUAAACAAUGAAUUCAAUA